Messenger RNA from Ictalurus punctatus (channel catfish), 10126 nucleotides. RefSeq names its product angiomotin (gene amot). The coding region runs from base 5790 to 8849 and encodes 1019 amino acids. NCBI's taxonomy places the organism in Eukaryota, Metazoa, Chordata, Actinopteri, Siluriformes, Ictaluridae. The transcript is spliced from 13 exons. Gene Ontology annotation, molecular function: signaling receptor activity. Gene Ontology annotation, biological process: angiogenesis; regulation of cell migration; actin cytoskeleton organization. Gene Ontology annotation, cellular component: cytoplasmic vesicle; bicellular tight junction; plasma membrane. The record is from RefSeq and is a predicted model, not a curated record.
AAAAAAAGUAAAUAAAUAAAUAACAGAGUUGCAUAUGAUUAGAGAAUAAAAUGAAGUCUUUGGAUAGGGGUGGGACAAUGUUUUAGCACUGUGUUUGUUCCAGAUCUGGUUCUUUUGGUGGAAGACCAAACAAUAUUUCCAAUUGGAUAGUGAAUCACAGAUUAAGACUGUAGAUUCAAUUCAAUACAGUUUGAUUCGUACGGCGCUUUUAACGACGGACGUCGUCUCAGAGCAGCUUUACAGAAACAUAUAAACACAGGAUGGAGAUUUUAAGAGUGUGAAUUUAUCUCUAUUGAGCGAGCCGGUGGUGACGGUGGUGAGGAGAAACUCCCCGAGAUGAUACGAGGAAGAAACCUUGAGAGGAACCGGACUCAGAAGGGAACCCGUCCUCGUCUGGGUCACGACGGAUAGCGUGAACGUAGAUGAAGGCGGUUUCAUUAGGCUGCAUGAGUCCAGACAAUUAAACUAACCACAAUGAAAGACCCGUCAUACUAGCUCGAUAAUAUCCACGACUGAAGAAUGUGGCUUCAAUUAUUUGCGUUCAUAUUUAGCAUGUUCAAGACUUCACGUGACUAACAACCAGUCCUAUUCUGAUUCAUACAUUUGAGUACAAGCUUUUAAUGUACAAUGUGAAAUAAAAGACCGGUGCAUAUGGAUGAAUAAAUAAUACACUAUUUUGGUCCUAAAUUGAUGAAAUAGGUCCGAUUAGACGUUAAGCACCAAAGUCUCGCGGUGCCAGUGACCAUCUCCAAAUACGUGAGGAUACACGUCUGGAGACACCAGCGAGACCAGGAGACACAGUAAGGAACUUUGUAAGGGUGGAGUAAAGUAAAGUAGGGGCGGCAAUUGAACAACAGCGGCUUGUAAACGAAAGGUUUCUCGCUAAACACCAGUUAAACAUGUUUCGUCAGUGUUUUCCAGAAAGCUUCAUUCGCUUUGAAGUCACGACUGGCUCGAGAUGUUAUCGCUCCUCCGGAUGCUAACGUCGUACGAACUACAGGAAGUCGGAGAGUGUGUGUGGGGGCUUUAGAGGAGAGGAUAUCGCAUUGAUUGCGAUCAUUCUUGGUGCACUUCUCUACCAGGUUGUUGAAAGACUGUGUCCAGACAUGCAUUCUUGCUAUCCUGGCCCUGUGAGACUGCGUAAGCCGUACCAAACAAUAACAACUGUGUUGCAUCAUUCUCCAGAUGAACGGCGAUCUGCUUUACAAGUCUUCGGUUCUGUCUUGCAGGAUUAUCGCCGAAGCACAUUGUUUGCAUUCGUUAUUCCGACUCUGUAUAGUAACCGGAUGCGAACGCGCUGCACCGCGAUGCGUAAACCGUAGGGGUUCGGGACGUGGAUUUGGCUGAGCGAGCAUUCGUGAAUACAAGCAGAGCGCACUUCCUUAUGAUGACUGUCUGUCUACAUGCCAUAAAACGGAGCAGUGUUGUUUCCGGUCUGAGAAAGGUCCAUCGUUUCUGAAUCAAGCCAGUGAUCAGGAUGUGGUGUCUUGUCUUCAGAAAGGGACUGCACUGUGAUGUCAGGUGAUGUUAUUCAGGGACCUCUGACUGACUUGAGUGCCAGCUCCAGAACUGAGCCUACACUGGACCACAUUCCUGCUGUAUUACUAGAAUAAACACUGUCGGCAUGGGGGCCCUGGGAAACUUGUGCACGAAGAGUAAAUAUUUACACAACUCCGGUCUCCAUUCAGAACGUACUGGAUCUUUACUGAAUCCAGGUUGUGGUCCGGGCAAUUAGAAUUUACCAUCAAAAUAAAUCAUAAAUGCCAUCAUGAAUAAUAAAUCUGGUCCUGAAGUGGCUUUUAUUUUUUUUUUGGUUUUGUUUUGUACUAUAAAUAAAGUUAAAUCAUCGUAAUGUAUGUUUAUUACAGAGUAAUUAUCAUUUGCAUCUCGUACCACAUUGCAGGAAUAAUUCUCGGUGGUUGUUUUUUUUUCCCUUCAUGUUUGUCGUGCACUACUAUAGAGUAACCUAAACACAAGGGAUCUUUCUUUCCAAUCUAGCGCGGUUUAAAAACCCUCGUCACGCUUGAUUCCUCGUCAUGGUUUUUCCAGAGGAAGUAGCAUGGCCGUUGUUCCUUUGCCUUUUGGACUUGUCAGGCAGAACGCGCCCCAAAGCUUUUGGCACCCGUCUGGAGCUGCUGGCUCUCCGUCAUUCCCUCCGUCUGUGUGUGUGGCCCUUUCUGUUCUGAUCGGUCGAGCGUGGGCCAACGCUGGCUAACACCUGUCCCCAGCGACUGCAUUGUCGUUAGUUCUGCCAAGUAGCUCCUCCAUGUGAGCGAGCAAGGCCAGUUAAUGAGAAUGUGAAUUUGGAGAGACUGCUGUGGUGUUUAAGAAGCAAGCCAGGUGCUUAUGCGUCUUAUCUGAGCUCUCUAUCUGUGUCACCUGCCUUUAGAUUUGCCUACCUCUCCAUUUUAAGCAGGUGAGUUGAACUUGGAUGGCUGGAAGUAGGAGGGGGUGAGAACCUAUUCGCUGUUUUUCUGAGCAUGCUUUUAAAGAAAGCUCCCACGUAUACCCCAUUUAAGAAUAUUUAACAUCGGAUAUAAAAGAAACUGUUGGUUAUUGCCAUUUAAUACAAAUUAUCUUGGUUUUUCAAAAACGGAAUUUGUGUGUAAAUGUUUUCGUAAGCCAAACCCGAAUGAAAUAUCUCCACCGGAUUUUACGAAACUUUCGGCGACCCCGAUUUUCUACGUGUUAACGUGCAUAGGCUAGUGCCAAUCAAAGCGCAAAGCGCACGCAACACUACAGCUCAUCCGCAUUUAGUGACGCCCACAAAACUCCUUAAAAAGUCAAGCUUACAGGGAGCUGAAUUCACAACUUGAGGACAAAACCGCGACGUGGAGGCGCGAGUGGAAGUGUAUGUCAAUAAAGAAUAACACUAAGCAGCGUAAGAGCAUCUAUAAAGGCGAAUUACAGACAAAUUUGCGUUAGCUAGGAAUUAUAAAGAAGGAUAAAGUCUCUCACUUCAGCCUCUUGCGUACCGCUCCCUUCCCAGUACCGUGUUGGAAUAGCAGGCAGGAAUGUGCCGUAAGGAAACCCGAUAUAUAUUCGGAAUGCCUGAUGAUGGCAUGCAAGCACAUACCAGAUCGGUCACUUAUCGGUCACCUAGUCAUGGCUCUAAAGUGUCGCUCGGAAUUAAAAGAAGAUCCCGACUUAUACGGAACCAACUUCUGAGCCGUUGCAGCAUACAGAGCCAUUACUUUUGUCUUAAUUGAACGACUGGUCUUAUUUGUCUUAAUUUUAGAGAUUUGUAUCUGUUGGAUUUCUUUAAUGAAUCUUUUUUUUUUUUUUAAUCCAUGGUUAAUUGAUACCAUUAACAUAAGAUUCCUGGAUUUCAGGAAAUGUAAAUUAUAUUGGUGUUUAUGAAAUUGCGAUGACUUCGCCAACUAUGCGAUUUGAAUCUGAUCGACGUACAUUAGUUAGCCGACUUGUAUGUAAAUGUACGCAAACUCGGGAGCUCUCGUAAGACGCUGGCAGGAACAUUCGUGGAACACGUAUCAGAUCUCUUGUGUAAACGCUCCGAAUCGAUUCAUUCGUAUCCGGCUUGAUAAAUGAGGCCCAUUGUGUGUGUGUGUGUGUGUUUGUGUGUGUGUGGUAGCGUCUACCAAAGUACUUCUUUCCAUUAGGUAUGGAUCUCCCUGGCACAACCCUGCUAAUUAUUUUAUAAGUACACCUCAGUUAGGAAUCUUCAGUUAAAUCAAUUCCUGCGAAACCAUCCUAUUAUCUGGACAUGCCUCAUACCGUGCUCUUCACACCCGGCAUGUGAUGUGAUGUGAAGUGAGUGGAGAGACUUGGAGAGGAAGCGGUUACAGCAGCAGGUUGGUAUGAGGGUGUGGAAAGGGUGCUGGCUGAGCUCCAGACUCACCUGUCCUCACGGCCACACCUAAAGGAAUGCGGCAGGUAGUGUGGCAAACGGCCAUCAGCAUAACGGCAGCCGAGCAUGUGAAGGGAAGAGUGCGGUUAUCUGGGGCACGGAGCGAAGCCCAGGACUCGCUCCUGUCCGUUAAGUGAAGGAUUUGAGGAUCUAAGGCACCAUUGGUGAGAGGAAUACUGACUAUUCGUGAGUGCUUUCUGUAUUUUCCCUGUGUUGUCUUUCUUUUUUUUUCUUUUUUUUUUUAUAAAUCCAAGGAUAUAUAAUUUUGACAUUUCACUCUGAGGGUAGGAAUAAUAAACCCAAGCAUAAUUGAAGUGAUCGGGAACGAAUCCAUAAAUGAAGUAUAAGACCUCGAGUAUAUCUUAGUGUUGAUUUAUUACAGCAUGUAGCAAUAGAUAUUUGUCUUGUAUGAUAUGUUCGGUCAAAUCUAUAAUAGAAACGAUGAUCGUCCUGCAGUCUUUGAUCAUGUCGCUGAAACGACAUUUGCAAACAGUUUUAACCUGUGCAAAAUCUUCGUAUACGUCUCUAAGCGUUGGCGCAGCGGCCGUGUAAACAGUUCAUAGACAGAAGGGUAAACAUUCCCCCAUUUCCUUCGUUCUCCAGGCUGAGGCUGACACACUCCAUGCCUCUAAAGUGUCAUUGACAUGACCACGCUAAGGCUCCGGGGUCAGAGCCUUUGGAGACGCACACAGCCUGGAGACCUAUCUGUGGACUUCGUGGAAUCCUGGAUUCCACAAAUUCACUCUGGCUGGGAAUAAACAGUUUAUCCGAAUCAGUCAAGGAACUUCAAGUUCCAGCGUCCGCCGUCAGGGGUGUGGGGAGACGAGCCAUCUGGGUGUCGUUUCUCCGUUUUGGGGGACGAUUAGUUCUAGUCGUACUAACCCGAAACCUUCUCGCGUGAUGUUUGUGUGCAGUUAAAUAAGUCGUUGUACUUGAGUAAGGAAAAGAGGGACAUCUUGUACCCCAAUUGCGUGGUCAGGCCUCGGAGAUCCAUUUCAGAGAUCCUUUUUUGUUGUUGUUGUUGAACGGCGACGUGGAGUUCUGUGCUUUCAGCGCGUCAUCAGAGAUUUACUGUAGGAACUCGCUAAUGGUUGCUGUUCUCCACAUGCAGUCCAAAACACAAGAAGAAGAAGAAGAAGAAAAAAAAGAGGCGGAAUGAGUUAGGGGUGGUCCUUGGAAUCGGAUGUGUCCUGUGGAAUAAUUGUUUUAAGGAAAGAAACAUGUUUUCCAUAAUGUUCAAACUGUGAAUAAACCAAAACUUUGGAUUCCUACGAAAAUGUUUGUAGGAUCGCUUGAGCGGUUGAGUUUCCCAUAGCGCUCGUGUUAUUUUUGCCUAGAGCAGCUCAAAUCCCCUUGAGUAAUCCUCUGUAAAACUAUGCACAUCCUCACAUCCUGUGUUUUGAACGGAGCUUUUCUCGGACCGACUGCUUUCUCUUUCUACCGACUUACUCGGGCUCUGGUCUUAACUACGACACGGUACUGGCCUCUGUUCAGACGCUGCCCAAGUCACACAGCUGCAGGGGAAAAAACAAGGGUACUUCUUUUUUAGUUUUUAGUGUCACGGCCAGGAAACGAGUGUCCAGCGAGCGCCCUAUAGUCCACAUUCCUGACCCCCCCCCACCCUCUUCGACAUUCUGAGAGCCCCCUCUGCUUGUCUAUGGACCCCACCCCCAUUGUUCUAGCUGGUGAGAGUGCCUUCCUGUUGUAGAUUGGCUGGGCGUUCGGGAGCUCGCGGGAUCGCCUGUGCAUUUUGGAGCACCUUGAAGAGCUUGUGGUGAGCAGCGGGCCGGGCCAGAAUCGGCGCCAUGAGCGGCCAGCAGUGAACCGGGACGCCAGUUUCGACAGCCACACAGCUCUGAGGAGGGAGAGCCAGUGAGGGCACGGGAGGGGGAAUGAAAACUUGUGGGAAGAGCAACAGGAAAUGGAAGUUACAAUGUUUCGGAAAAAAGCUUCGUCCUCCUUGAGAAUGCGGAGAAUAUCAGAAAGGGGCGUGGACCGCGGCCGGAGCUCCUCCUUCCAUGAGGUGGGCGGCUUGCGAGAGCUGGAAAUGAGGGGGGCAGCCUCCGUUUCCGAAGAAACCUCGAGCGCCGGUGCGAGCGGCGGAGGCCACACCGUCCUCCAGCGACUUCUGCAGGAGCAGAUGCGCUAUGGCGAAGGCAGAAACUACCUCGCCUUGCAGCAGCAGCAACAGCAGCAGCAGCUGCAGCAGCAACAACAGUCACAGCCGCAACAGCAGCAACAACAGCAGCUCCUGGGCCCAGGAGACGAGCACUCCAUGGUCCCACACAUUGCCCGACAGGAGCCACAGGGCCAAGAGCUGCAGGCAGACAGUGGCAUGGAGAAGCAGCUGAACCCCCGAGGCGCAGGUGGUGGAGGAGGAAGUGGAGGAGCCGGAUCCCAAGGACAGAACCCUGAGGACUUGCCUUCGUACGAGGAAGCCAAGGUGCAGUCACAGUACUUCCGUGGCCACCAGCCACAGCCACAGCUUGGCCCGACGGUGGGCGCUGCAUUCUACGUCACCGGCGUUACCAACGCAAAGGUACGUCCUCCGGAGGGCCGCCCCGCGGUACAGCGGCUCGGUGCGGCCAAAGUGCACCAGGAUGAUGGCCUAAAGGACCUCAAGCAGGGUCAUGUGCGCUCGCUCAGUGAGAGACUUAUGCAGCUUUCUCUGGCCACCAGCGGCGUCAAAGCCCACGCACCCGUCACCAGUGCGCCACUCUCACCCCAGCUGCCUCAACCGGCAGGGGACUACUACAAACCGAUGGGACCUCACCGCGGCCCGCCCCCAGACUAUCCCUAUAAAGGUCUACACUCACCACCCAAACAGCAGCAGCAUCACCAUCCACAGCACCAAGAUCCAGGACACUACUAUUCAGACCACCGUGGCUCAGCUCAGCAGUCCAGAACCGACGUCCCUCACGUGCGAUACCAACCACCACCCGAGUAUGGAUCUUUCCGCUCCAAUAAAGAGAGCUCAGGACACUCCCAGAGGCCCAUCCAUCAACACAGCCCCACAUCCUCGGUCACCUCGGUGGGUUCGCUGUCCCGCGCUCAGUCCUCCACCCUCAGCAGCAUCCUGGCUUCUUCCCAUUCUUCUCCACACAUGGCACACCAGGUUGAACAGCAAUUCACAAUGGGGCCACGGAGUCCACAGGGGCCGGGCUCGUAUCAGGGCGAGCCAUACGGCCCAGGCCCGGCUCACCCAGCGCCUCAUCAACGGCCCCAUGGCUUCCCUCACGACCCCUAUGGCUCGGCACCCAGGGGCCUCCAUCUGCACCAGCACCAGUUCCAUCUUCAGGGGCAGCAGCAGCAGCAGCAGCAGCAGCCUGGUCCAGGGCAGCACUACCCACACCCCCACUCGCUCCAGGGUGACCCCUUUGCCCUGUUGGCACGUGCCCAGCAGAUGGUCGACAUGCUCACCGAGGAGAACCGGCAACUCAAGCAGGAGAUGGAGGUGUGUGGCGAGAAGGUGUCCAAGCUGCAGAAGCUAGAGACCGAGAUCCAGCUGGUGUCCGAGGCCUACGAGAACCUGGCCAAGUCCUCGUCCAAGAGGGAAGCCCUGGAGAAGACCAUGAGGAACAAGCUGGAGCUGGAAGUGCGCAGGUUGCACGACUUCAACAGGGAUUUAAGAGAACGUAUGGAAACAGCCAACAAGCAGCUAGCAGCCAAAGAAUGUGAGGGCACGGAGGACAACCGCAAAACCAUCUCUCAGCUUCUGGUUCAGAACAAAGAGACCCAGCGGGAAAAGGAGAAACUCGAGAUCGAGCUUAACGCGCUGCGCUCCACCAACGAGGACCAGCGAAGGCACAUCGAGAUCCGUGACCAGGCCCUGAACAACGCUCAGGCUAAAGUAGUCAAACUGGAGGAAGAGCUUAAGAAGAAGCAGGUCUACGUAGAGAAGGUGGAGCGGAUGCAGCAGGCUCUGGCUCAGCUGCAGGCUGCUUGUGAGAAGAGAGAGCAAUUGGAGCACAGAUUACGCACACGGCUGGAGAGAGAGCUGGAGUCACUCAGGAUGCAACAGAGAUCGGGAGGCUCGCAGAACCCCACGGGUCCCGAGUACAGCACGACGGCCCUGAUGGAGCACCUGCGUGAGAAGGAGGAGAGGAUUUUGGCUUUGGAGGCCGACAUGACCAAAUGGGAGCAGAAGUAUUUAGAGGAGAGUGUCAUGAGACAGUUCGCCCUGGACGCCGCAGCAUCUGUUGCCACGCAAAGAGACACUUCAUCGUCUAUGAUCAGCCACUCGCCCAGCAGCAGCUACGACACCUCGGUGGAGGCGCGCAUUCAGAAGGAAGAGGAGGAGAUUCUCAUGGCCAACCGCCGCUGCCUGGACAUGGAGAGCCGCAUCAAGAACCUCCACGCGCAGAUCAUCGAGAAGGACGCCAUGAUUAAGGUUCUGCACCAACGUUCGCGCAAGGACCCGGGCGUCAAAGCCGACGGCCCGUCCGCCAUGCGCCCCUCCAAGUCGCUCAUGUCCAUAGCCACGGGCUCGAGCGGAUUGGGCAGCUCGGGAUUGCUCUCUCACUCGCUGGGGCUCAGCGGGAGCAGCCCGAUUACAGAGGAACGCAAGGAGGACCGCAGCUGGAAGGGCAGUCUGGGCGUGUUACUGGGGCCAGAGUUCAGAGGUGACUCCUUGAGGACCGACUCCAUCUCGUCUUCUCCGUCUCCGGUGCUGCCGUCCACCCCGAUGCCAGCCACUGCCCACUCGAAGACGGGCAGCCGGGACAGCUGUACGCAGACAGACAAGAGUCAGGAGUCGAGCAAACCCAGCACCCCGGCACUGCAGAGCGUAGCAGCCAACAACCGCAUCAGCAGCCCCAGUCCUGUAUAUAUCCCCGACCGUAUCGCAGACGUUCCAGUGUUCCACAGCAAUACUCUGGAGAGGAGAGCGCCAGUGCAGUCUUAUCCUACACAACCACAACCACAGUCACAGCCACAAAAACAGGAGGAUGUAGAUAACGAGAUGGUGGAAAUACUCAUCUGAACCGUGUAACACACACACACACACACACACACAACAGGUGAGUGCGCUCUACAUCGCGCGCUCGUGUUAGUACUUUUAGGGACACUCAUGGUGUAUUGAAAUGCACUACGUUUUUAUGCCUUGUAUAGAAUAAUACACCGUGUCAGUUACGAGUGACGUUUUGUACAGUAUUCCGUGGUGGCAUUUCGACUCUCGAGUUUAGGACCAAAAUGUAUUGGCGAUUUUUUUAUUUUUGCUUUUAUUGCACUACUUUCUUUUCCUUUUUUCUUUCUUUAAGCUUUUCGAUAUUAUUUGAACUCUUAUUAGAUAGAGCACAUAUACCAAUGUUAUCAAUCUUUGGCACUUGAGUUAGUCGUUAUUUGUAAAUACUGUAUCUCGAUACUGUAAGACCACAUGUAAGACAGGAGGCGUGAAUGUGUACGGUGAACUUUAAAGGCACUGCCGGAGUGUUGAAGGCGGAGUACUGACCUCACAGAAUUGUGCGGUCUGUGGUUUUGCUGUGUAUGCAAAAAAAAAAAAAAAAAAAAAAAAAGAAAAAAAGAAAAGAAAAAAACCCAACUGGUUUUGGGUGUGUGUACGCAUGUGAUGUGAGUCAAUCUGUUGGUUUUGUUUUUUUUGGGGGGGGUGGGUUUGGACCAGCAAGUGUCCUUCUUUCCAUUCGAGCUGCGGGAGCGUCACUGUGCACAAACCUCGCCACGCCUCAUGCCGUGGUGAACACCAGCAGUCAUUUCAUACGUCACGGUCUCCACGUCUCUCCCCAUUUCAGACUUUCUUUUUCUCUUCGACACGAGGGUUACUGUAAUUGACGUUGUCUGUUAUAUACAGUGUAGUAUGACGUGUAGCGUGUGAGAAAUUCCAGGGAGUUCACAAUAUACAUUUCGCUUUUGACCAAAGGACAACAGAGAGAAUGCACACCUUGUAUACGUGUCAUUAAAAAAAAAAAAAAAAAAGAGGCGUUAACGAAUUAUGUUCCACUGGGCAAAAACAGCUGGAUUGAAAUGGUUGGUCUGCUAAAUUAAGCCGAUUAAUAUGUCAUAUAUGUUUGUUUGUUUGUUUGUUUGUUUGUUUUGCUCAGUGGGUUCUUGACAUUGUCUUAAAAUCUAUCCUCUAAACAGUUCAUAUCAUUUCUUUUUCUUUUCUUUUUUUCCCCUUCCCUCCAAAUCCAGGAAUGUUCAAAAUUUGGUCAUCAUCAUAUGUUUAUCUCAAGGCACUGAAAAUAUACCGUCAGUGUAUUAUUAUAUUUGCAAUUGUUGUAUUAAAUUAAAUGUUAAAAUGAC